AUGGCCGAAGCAGAGAACUACCUGGCACCCGAGUCCCAACGGACUCGCCGCCUCAGCUCCAUGUCGGCAACCCGCGCCGACCUCUUCUCGGGCCCUACCGUGCUAGUCCCUCCUAAACAUCUUAUGGCCAAAAGCGAUGCAUUCGAGACCGCCCAAUCCAUUGAACUCGCCAAAAGGCAUCUUGAAGAAUCCGCUUCGUCUUCCGAAGAGGCUACCCCGACUUCCGGGUCGCCAGUCCUAAAAGCUGUGCCGACACAAAACUCCGCAUCGUCGAUUACAGAUAAAUAUGCAUUUGCGUUCGAUAUUGAUGGUGUUUUGAUUCGUGGUGGACGAGUUAUCCCGGAAGCCAUUGAGGCUAUGAAGGUCCUCAACGGCGAAAAUGAAUUUGGAGUCAAAGUACCAUACAUCUUCGUCACCAACGGCGGCGGCAAAACAGAAGAAGAGCGCUGUCUCGACCUCAGCCGCCAACUCGAGCUCGAAGUCUCUCCUGGCCAAUUCAUCUGCGGUCACACACCCAUGCGUGAAAUGGCCGAAAAAUACAACACCGUCUUGGUGGUUGGCGGCGUAGGCGAGAAGUGCCGUGAAGUCGCCGAGGGUUACGGAUUCAAGGAUGUCGUCACACCAGGAGACAUCAUCAAGACUAAUGCUGAAACCACGCCAUUCCGCAAAUUGACCGAAGAAGAGUGGAACAAUUCCCGCGUCAGAGACUUUAACAAGAUCAAUAUCGAGGCUAUUUUUGUUUUCGCUGAUAGCCGCGAUUGGGCGGGUGAUCAACAGAUCAUUUUGGAUUUGUUGAUGUCCAAGAAUGGACGUAUUGGAACGAGGUCCGAAACCUUCCAGGAAGGUCCACCAAUCUACUUUUCGCACAACGACGUCGUCUGGUCCACCGCCCACGACUACACACGUAUCGGCAUGGGUGCACUCCGCGCUUCCCUAGAAGCGCUCUAUAAAGCCGUCACAGGCAAAGAACUCACAACCAUCGCAUUCGGCAAGCCUCAACUCGGCACAUUCGAGUUUGCAACCCGUCUGCUGAGACAAUGGCGCAAAGAUACUCACGGGAUCAACAAAGCGCCCGACACUGUAUACUUUGUCGGCGAUACACCAGAGUCAGACAUCCGUGGCACAAAUGAAUACAACGCACACACAGCCUCCGGAGACGCAGAAUGGUUUUCGAUUCUUGUGAAAACGGGCGUUUUUCAAGAAGGCACAAUCCCGCGCUAUCCACCCAACAAGAUCGCAACCAAUGUACUCGAGGCUGUCAAAUUCGGCAUGCAGCGCGAAUUCGCAAAAGCGGUCAAGGAGCAUGUCAUUUCUGAAGCUGACCAAGAUCAGAUUGUGGAUGAUGACUCGGAUGAGGCUGUCGUCUUGGAGUAA
This is a messenger RNA of Talaromyces amestolkiae, 1374 nucleotides long. RefSeq lists its product as uncharacterized. Gene Ontology annotation, biological process: glycerophospholipid biosynthetic process. The coding region runs from base 1 to 1374 and encodes 457 amino acids. The record is from RefSeq and is a predicted model, not a curated record. NCBI's taxonomy places the organism in Eukaryota, Fungi, Ascomycota, Eurotiomycetes, Eurotiales, Trichocomaceae. The transcript has 2 exons. Gene Ontology annotation, cellular component: mitochondrion.